This is a messenger RNA of Aegilops tauschii subsp. strangulata, 1578 nucleotides long. The record is from RefSeq and is a predicted model, not a curated record. NCBI's taxonomy places the organism in Eukaryota, Viridiplantae, Streptophyta, Magnoliopsida, Poales, Poaceae.
UUUUUUCUGCUAGCUUACAUUUACCUCACAAGGUUGCUCCUUUCAAACACCUAGUGCUACUAAGUACCAGUUGCUUGAUGAGUAGUACCAGUUUCUUGGAAUAAUUUUGGAAGUUGAAUACCAUAGGGUCAUCACAGAGAUUAACAAGAGAGCUAGCAAAAUAGCCCCUGGGCUGUACAUGAACAAACCAAUAACACCCAUCCAAAAUCCACAAAACUGUCCAAAGCCCUAUAACUAUGAUGAUCGAACCAAGUGGGGACAUAGCUACUAUACCGUUGAGAUGAGGUUCCACCGCAAAUGCCCGCAUCCAUUUCGUGGACUGAGGAUUCAGAUCAUGUUUAGGGACUAUGAUGGUUAUAUGCUGGGGUAUCGGAGGCGUAUGAAUGGACACUGGACCAACUGGUACUACUGCAGCAAGAAAGAGUUCCCAAUCCCUUUCUUUAUUCAAGAAGGCGCGAUAAAACUACCAUUCCGAGAAGACUAUGUCAUGAAGCCUCUUAUUGGUGGAGCUGCAACAUUUAUGAAUAUCUUUAAACAAUUUGCACGAUACCCGGAAAUAGGAAACUCACAAGAGCUAUUAGAGGCGUUUCUGUCCGCUGUGGUGGUUCUGUCAGAGGCAAGGCGCAUCAUUUGGGUAUUUAGGGAAGUGAAGAAUCGGAUCCGACGAAACGAAGCACCGUCAGAUCUUGACUGUAAGGUCCCUGGAAAGGAACUCCCCACUGGAUUGGCUUGGACCUCAAUUGGAGACUGGACCAUGGACAGUAAACAGGUUUUAGGUUCUGCGUUCAAGGGAGAAUAUACGCCACGUACCGGUCAAAAAUUCGCGGAAACUGUGGUACCUGUCAAGACGUUUGGGCAACUUAUCUCACAAGAUGAAGAAUCUGGACACCUAAGCCUACUGAUGCGGGUGGAGAAUAUAGCAGCUCCGGAGGGUUGGUGGGUGCUCACAAGUCACAAGGUUGAAGAUGAAGGUGAAUAAUCCUGGACUUCGAGUCGUUGACCCAGGAUUCCCUGACGAUCCAGAAUUAUCUGAUGAUGAGUGAUCAGUUAGCUUGCUGCUGCUGCAUGCCCAAGGAGGAGGAAAGGAGAAGAAAGAAGAUGGCCAAGAAUUGCGGGGUGGGUUUCAGUCUGAUCGUAUCGUCGCGUGUCAAUUGUCAAGUCGCAAGUUUAAUUUCGUCUUAGUUAGUGUUGAACCCUAAAGUUGCAAGUUUCACUAUUAUCCUCUUGGAAAGAAUUAUGUUGUUUUCUACCUUGUGUGUACUCGAGAACGUACCGUUAUGUGAUGCACCUGGUUAUUUCUGUAUUGUAUUGCAUUGCAUUGCUCUGCUUUUGCUUUUGUUUAAUAGUGAAGCCAACAAGAUAGAUGGUUUCGAUAAUGUGUUCCGUUUUAUGUGUUGUGUUGUGUAUGUCCCUCUGAAAAGAAUUCAGCCUUACCAUGGGAUUGGCACAGGCUUCCAUCCUACUUAUUUUUUGGUCUGCUAGCCGAACCAGAAUGGUACUGUGAUAACAACUGAUGGAUCAUUAUCUGGAGCGUGUUAUGGGAAGCCCUGUGAAGUUUCUUCAGAACAUGUUUUCCUG